Molecule: messenger RNA, 2713 nt
Organism: Phymastichus coffea
Lineage: Eukaryota; Metazoa; Arthropoda; Insecta; Hymenoptera; Eulophidae
Exons: 15
Coding region: 17-2575 (852 amino acids)
Molecular function (GO): serine-type endopeptidase inhibitor activity
Source: RefSeq, a predicted model, not a curated record
GCCUCCUACUCCUCUCAUGCGAGCAGUCGUCGUCACAUCCUCGAAGAGCGAGUUCAGGCCAACGAGCGGCACGCAGUCACGACGCUCCUCUGCUGGUCGACACAACGCGCCUGCGAGCGAGCCAAAGCGCACGAUGACGUCGCCAGGCUGGAUAGCACUUGUGCUCGCCACGAGCGCAGCCCUCGGCGCCGCUCUGCCGACCACCCCGACCACCGGCAGCAGCACCGACGUCGACGAGUUCGCGCCCUAUAAAGGCGAGCGUUUCGACGAGUUCGACUGGGCUCUGCUGCAGAGCAUGGCGUCGCACGGCCGAGGCAACAUCCUGAUCUCACCGAUAUCGCUGAAGCUGGCGCUGGUCAUGCUGUACGAGGGGGCGCAGGAGGACACCGCACGGGAGCUCGCCAAGGCUCUCCGCCUGCCGGCGAGGGCCGAGGAGAGCCGCGCUCGCUACACGAGCAUUCUGCGAUCUCUCGAGGAGAAGAGCCCCGAGUACACGCAGAACUACGGCAAUCGCAUCUACCUCGACAACACCAUCCUGCCCCGCCAGUCGUACGCCGCGAUCCUGGAGGCCCACUACCGCGCGAACCUCGUCAACGCGAGCUUCGCCGACUCGCACUCGGUCGCGCUGAUGAUCAACGACUUCGCAAGCAACGUGACCAACGGGCGCAUAAGCAAGCUCAUAGACGAUGAGCAGAGCUUGAAGGACGACCUGAUGCUGAUCGCGAGCGCGCUCUACUUCCAAGGCAACUGGGACAAGCAGCCCUUCGACGAGAAGCAGACGAGGCUGGACAAGUUUUAUCUGGCCGACAAGACUGCCAUCGAGGUGCCUUACAUGCGGGCCAGCAAGAGCUUCUACGCGACCUACGCCGAGGAGCUCAACUCGAAGAUCCUUCGGAUACCCUAUGCCGGCCGCAAAUACGCGAUGUACUUCGUGCUGCCGCAGUCGCCCGGUCAGCUGAACUUCGUGCUGCAGAAGAUCACGCCGAAGCUGCUGGCCGAGAAAAUGUCGACGCUGCAGCUCGUACCCGUCGACGUACUGCUCCCCAAAUUCCAAUUUGACUUCACCAGCCACUUGCAGAGCAACCUUCGCGAGCUGGGCAUCCGCGACAUCUUCGAGGCCACGGCCACUCUCACGGGCAUACAGAAGUCCAAGUCCACCAGCAGGCGACUCGCCGUCUCGGAUGUCGUGCAGAAGGCGGGAAUCGAGAUCAACGAAAAGGGAACCACGGCUUACGUUGCCACCACGAUCGAGCUUGGAAACAAGAUGGGCGACGAGACCUUCCACGCGACUCAUCCCUUCCUGUUCUACAUCGAGGACGAGAGCACUGGCACUAUCACCUACAUGGGCAUCGUCGAUCAUCCUCUCGAGACGAGCAGAGUCGUCAAGCCGCCGCCCGCGCUCACCUCGCAGACGCUCGGCCCAAUGCCAGGCUCCAGCUCCGCGCAAGAGACCGACGAUUACCUGGCGACUCAGAACUUCUUCAACAUCGAGCUUCUUAAUGAGCUGUGCGCAGCCAAGCCCGGUAAUGUGGUGGUCGGCUCGUCGAGCGUUAAGGCGGCGCUAAUGGUGCUCGCCGAGGCAGCCGCGGGCAGAACGCGCCAGCAGAUCGUCGCGUCCUUAAGGCUACCGACCGAUCCUGCCGGCAUUAGGAGAAUCGCCGGUCAAACCAUCGGCUCCUUCAAGGAUGCCCAGAGCGGCACCGAGCUGCAGUCGGCCAUGAAACUGUGGACCCGGAAGGACGUGGUGCCCGCGAACAACUUGAGCGACGCUCUGCGGUACUACGGAAGCGAUUUCGAGGCGGUCGAUUUCGGAGACGUUGCCACGUCGGCGAGGACGGUCAACGACUGGGUGAGGAAGCGUACCAACGGGUUAAUCGAUUCCAUCGUCGAUCAGGACAGUCUCGACGCCGAUACGAAGGCGCUGCUGACCACGGCAGUGUACUUCAGAGGAACCUGGCUGCACGCCUUCGACAAGACCGCGACGAGGUUGAGCUGCUUCAACGUGCCGCGCGUUGGCUGCAAAGACGUGCCUCUGAUGGAGAGCAUCAAGACCUACAAGUACGCCGAGAUCCCGAGUCUUCGCUCCGAAGUCGUGCAGAUUCCUUACAUCGGCAACCGAGUGGCGAUGUUGGUGCUGCUGCCUAAGAGCCAGGAGGAGGACGCACUGGAAAUACUGCUCAGAGAUUUGGCGUUCACGCCGCUCCCGCAGGUGCUGCGUCAACUGGAGGACGCGGAACUGUUUCUGCAGUUGCCCCGAUUCUCCGUCGGCAAUAAGCUCCAGCUCCAGAGCAGCCUCGGCAAGCUGAAAAUCACGGAUCUGUUCGACUCCAAGUCGAACCUGACCGCGGGCUUCCCCAACGACGUCGUGCAGGUCGGCGCUGUGCUUCACAACGCCCGAAUCGAAGUCAGCGAGGAGGGAACCAUCGCCGCCGCCGCCACCGGUGUUUCGGUGAUACCGCUAAUGGGUACACUGGUGACGAAUUUCCGCGUCGACAGGCCGUUCGCCUUCCUCCUGCUGGACCUGCAGACCAACAACGUACUGUUCGCCGGCCGAUACGUCCAGCCGGAGCCUUGAUGCAAUUCUUCGCCCGGACGCUCCCGUACUCCCGAGCCCCGCCGAGCGACUACUCUUUGUGCUUCAUUCGACAAAUAAAUCGCAAUCCUGCUGAACAGAACGCUCUUGUCACUGCGCUGCGCCCCGAAGCCCUGCGAU